AGCGCGUCCGGCGUUGCUUGGCUACCCCGCCGUUCCCCCGUCCCGCCGCCGCUCGCUCCCCGGGUGAACCUCUGACGCCGUCACCGCGGGCCCCGGCUGCGUCAUAGCGGCGGGCAUCCCACCUCCACGUCACACCUCCUCCUCACCUGGACGCGCUGUCCUCCCUCCCUGUCAACCGCGACGCUUCCUCUCCCCCUCCACUCCCCCUACGCCACAUCUGGCGAGAGAAGAUGGAGACGAGGGUGGGACUGAGCUUUGGACGACGCUCAGGAGAGGGUCGCAAGGUGGGACCCCGGACAGUGGUAGAAACAAAACGAGGACGUCCCUGAAGUUUGCCCUUCUACUGAGAUGCGAGGAAUAGAGAGAAAGAAAUGACCAACCCAGAGGCGCCUGAGGCCUCGCUGUGGCUGUGACUCCAAGUCCUCUCUGUGCUUCCCUGGCCUUUGCCCCAUUUCUCCUUCACACCACUUCUUUGCCAGUCUAGAUCCAUCCCGGUCCCUAACUCACCGCAGGUGAGGAGGCCACCUAAUUUCUGGAAGCAAGGGGCAGGUUCACUAGUCAAAGUUGGAUUCCUUUCGGAAAAGAAAAAAUCAUCUGACUGAACUUCUCUCCUGGUUGAGGGAAGACUUCAGGUCCAAAUAAGUAAUCAGCUACUACUCCAGAUUAAAACACUUUAAAUUUAAAUAAUGGCAGAGACAAGUCUGUUAGAGGCUGGGGCCUCUGCAGCCUCCACAGCUGCAGCUCUGGAGAACUUACAGGUGGAAGCGAGUUGCUCUGUGUGCCUGGAGUAUCUGAAGGAGCCUGUCAUCAUUGAGUGUGGGCACAACUUCUGCAAAGCUUGUAUCACUCGCUGGUGGGAGGACCUAGAGAGGGACUUUCCUUGUCCUGUCUGUCGAAAAACAUCCCGCUACCGCAGUCUUCGGCCUAAUCGACAACUAGGCAGUAUGGUGGAAAUUGCCAAGCAGCUCCAGGCUGUCAAGCGGAAGAUCCGAGAUGAGAGCCUCUGCCCCCAGCACCAUGAGGCCCUCAGCCUCUUUUGCUAUGAGGAUCAGGAGGCUGUAUGUUUGAUAUGUGCAAUUUCCCACACCCACCGGGCCCACACCGUCGUGCCACUGGAUGAUGCCACACAGGAGUACAAGGAAAAACUGCAGAAGUGCCUGGAGCCCCUGGAGCAGAAGCUGCAGGAGAUUACCCGCUGCAAGUCCUCUGAGGAGAAGAAGCCCGGAGAGCUCAAGAGACUAGUGGAGUGUCGCCGACAACAGAUCUUAAAGGAAUUUGAAGAGCUUCAUAGGCGGCUGGAUGAAGAGCAACAGAUGUUGCUUUCACGACUGGAGGAGGAGGAACAAGACAUCCUACAACGCCUCCGAGAAAAUGCUGCUCAUCUUGGAGACAAGCGCCGGGACCUGGCCCACUUGGCUGCUGAGGUGGAGGGCAAGUGCUUACAGUCGGGCUUCGAGAUGCUUAAGGAUGUCAAAAGUACCCUGGAAAAAUGUGAGAAGGUGAAGACCAUGGAGGUGACUUCAGUGUCCAUAGAGCUGGAAAAGAACUUCAGCAAUUUCCCCCGACAGUACUUUGCCCUAAGGAAAAUCCUUAAACAGCUAAUUGCGGAUGUGACCCUGGACCCAGAGACUGCUCACCCUAACCUAGUCCUGUCAGAAGAUCGUAAGAGCGUCAAGUUUGUGGAAACAAGACUCCGGGAUCUCCCUGACACACCACGGCGGUUCACCUUCUAUCCUUGUGUCCUGGCUACUGAGGGCUUCACCUCAGGCCGACACUACUGGGAGGUGGAGGUGGGUGAUAAGACCCACUGGGCAGUGGGCGUGUGCCGGGACUCUGUGAGCCGAAAGGGUGAGCUGACUCCACUCCCUGAGACUGGCUACUGGCGGGUGCGGCUGUGGAAUGGGGACAAAUAUGCAGCCACCACCACGCCUUUUACCCCUUUGCACAUCAAGGUGAAACCCAAGAGGGUGGGCAUAUUCCUCGACUAUGAGGCUGGCACGCUGUCUUUUUACAAUGUCACAGACCGCUCUCAUAUCUACACUUUUACUGAUACUUUUACUGAGAAACUUUGGCCCCUCUUCUAUCCAGGCAUCCGGGCUGGUCGGAAGAAUGCUGCACCACUUACUAUCAGGCCCCCAACAGAUUGGGAGUGACAGGCCGCACACUGUGUCCUUGCGCAGGACCCUAACAACCAGGCGCUAGCGAGGUUUUACUGCCACACGGAGAGGACCAUCGCCAAGCGGCUUGUCUUGCGGCGG
Molecule: messenger RNA, 2258 nt
Organism: Nyctereutes procyonoides (raccoon dog)
Lineage: Eukaryota; Metazoa; Chordata; Mammalia; Carnivora; Canidae
Gene: TRIM39
Product: tripartite motif containing 39
Exons: 8
Coding region: 687-2153 (488 amino acids)
Biological process (GO): protein stabilization; positive regulation of apoptotic signaling pathway; negative regulation of proteasomal ubiquitin-dependent protein catabolic process
Molecular function (GO): protein binding; zinc ion binding
Source: RefSeq, a predicted model, not a curated record